AGAAGAGAAAGAGAGGAAGUUAUCGGUCUUAGAAUCUAUAAAUUUACAGUAAAAUAUUUUUCGCUUCACCAUUUGUUGUACAGUUUCCGUGCAAUUAACAGCAACAGAUUAAUUAGGUAAAAGUGUACAAAUAAAUACGAAAAAAAAUGUCUGCCUCAUCGAAUCAACUUAGUGACUUUAAGAAACAACAAAAGAAUGGACCAGCUGUUGCCACCAUUGGAACUGGAGCUCCAAUUGGAGUCAAAACAGCAGUUCAAACUGUUGGAAAGCGUGGUCCAAUCCUCUUGCAAGACAUCAACUAUAUUGAUGAAAUGGCACAUUUUGAUCGUGAAAGAAUUCCAGAACGUGUUGUUCAUGCUAAGGGAGCUGGUGCAUUUGGUUAUUUUGAAGUUACUCAUGAUAUUACAAAGUACUGUGGUGCUAAAAUCUUUGAGAAAGUCGGAAAACGUACACCAAUUGCUGUAAGAUUUUCUACUGUCGGUGGUGAAAGUGGCUCAGCCGACACAGUUCGUGAUCCUCGUGGUUUCGCUGUCAAAUUUUAUACUGAUGAUGGUGUUUGGGAUUUGGUUGGCAACAACACACCAAUUUUUUUCAUCCGUGAUCCUAUCCUUUUCCCAAGCUUCGUUCACACUCAAAAGAGAAAUCCACAAACUCACUUGAAAGACCCUGAUAUGUUCUGGGAUUUUGUUACAUUGAGACCAGAAUCAACACAUCAAAUCAUGUACUUGUUCGGUGAUCGAGGCAUUCCAAAUGGUUAUCGCUACAUGAAUGGUUUUGGUUCACACACAUUCAAAAUGGUUAAUGAGAAGGGCGAGGCUGUUUAUUGUAAAUUCCAUUACAAGACUGCACAAGGAAUUCAAAACUUGGAUGUUAAGAAAGCUGAUGACUUGUCAGGAUCAGAUCCAGAUUAUUCCAUUCGUGAUCUUUAUGAUGCAAUUGCUCGUGGUGAUCAUCCAGUUUAUAAUAUGUUCAUUCAAGUGAUGACUUUUGAUGAAGCUGAACGAUACAAGUGGAAUCCAUUUGAUGUUACAAAAGUUUGGUCACACAAAGACUAUCCAUUGAUUCCAGUUGGUCGUUUGGUGCUCGAUAGAAAUCCCAACAAUUAUUUCGCUGAAGUUGAACAAAUUGCAUUCUGUCCAUCACAUUUGGUACCUGGAAUUGAAGCAUCACCUGAUAAAAUGUUACAAGGCCGUCUCUUCUCAUACACUGAUACACAUCGUCAUCGUUUGGGUGCUAAUUACUUACAAUUGCCUGUUAAUUGUCCAUAUCGCGUUAGUGUAAAGAACUUCCAACGUGAUGGACCAUUGUGCUUUAAUGACAACCAAGGUGGUGCACCAAAUUAUUAUCCAAACAGUUUCGGAGGACCUGAACCAUCACAACGCACAAGAGACUUGCAAGGACCAUACAAAUUAUCAGGUGAAGUUUACCGUUAUGACAGUGGAGAUGAAGAUAAUUUCAGCCAACCUGCUCUAUUCUGGAAUAAUGUCUUGGAUGAUGCUGCAAGAAAACGUCUCGUCUCAAAUAUCGCUGGUCACAUUGUUAAUGCUAAGGAAUUCAUCCAAGAACGUGCAAUCAAAAACUUCUCACAAGUGUCUGAUGUAUUUGGUCAGCAAUUGAGAGAAGCAAUCAACUUGAAGAGAUCAGCCAAGAUGUAA
Molecule: messenger RNA, 1655 nt
Organism: Chironomus riparius
Lineage: Eukaryota; Metazoa; Arthropoda; Insecta; Diptera; Chironomidae
Source: the annotation of a GenBank genome assembly